Molecule: messenger RNA, 3633 nt
Organism: Lutzomyia longipalpis
Lineage: Eukaryota; Metazoa; Arthropoda; Insecta; Diptera; Psychodidae
Exons: 12
Coding region: 198-3464 (1088 amino acids)
Molecular function (GO): heme binding; oxidoreductase activity, acting on paired donors, with incorporation or reduction of molecular oxygen; monooxygenase activity
Source: RefSeq, a predicted model, not a curated record
AGUUUUUCUACUCCAUCGAGAGAGACUAUUUUUUGAAUAAAAAGUUCCGGGAUUGUUGUCAUAUCCCCACAAACUGAUAAGAUAUCUCACCGAUAUCUUGAGAGUGACUAGUCAGAGCAGAGAGUAUCAAGGUGAGCUCUUGGAGAAUUUCACCGGCAAACAGUUGAAUUGCAAAAGUGUUCGAAGGCUGAUGCAAAAUGCUCAGCUGUCUUGUAAAUUAUUUGGUGAGUUUUGUGUUCUCAAAAUGGAGCGUCGUGACGGCAAUUUUAGGCUAUCUUGCCUACAAGUGGGGCACCUCAAAUUACGAUACAUUUGAGAAGCGUGGCGUGAAGUUUAUUCCCCCACUUCCCUUCCUUGGGAAUUUUAAGGAUCUUGUCUUUCAAACUAAAUCCUUAUUGGACUUGACCCAUGAGCUCUACAGAUAUUUUCCCAAUGAAAAGUUGCUCGGAACGUAUGAAUUUCGUACUCCGGUCUUCAUGAUUCGUGAUCCUCUUUUAAUUAAGCAAUUGGGUGUGAAGGAUUUUGACUACUUCCUGGAUCAUCGUAUUGAUUUGCGUGAGGAUGUGGAGCCACUUUUUGGAAGAAAUCUCUUUUCGCUCAAAGGUCAACGAUGGCGGGAAAUGCGAUCAACUCUCAGCCCCGCCUUUACGGGGAGUAAAAUGCGACAAAUGUUCCAACUUGUGUCGGAAUGUUGCAACGAUACUGUAAAUUACCUGGAGAAGGAAGCAAAAGACGGUAAACCAAUCCUCACUGAUAUGAAGGAUCUCUUUACAAGAUUUACAAAUGAUCUUAUCGCAACAAGUGCCUUUGGACUCAAAGUUGAUUCACUCAACGAUAGAGAGAAUGAAUUUUACACAUUUGGCAAAUCUGUGACUGAUAUCGGUGCUCUACGAGGUUUCUGUUUCUUCCUUGCUAUUCAUUUUCCAAACUUAUUCAAGGCUCUCGGUAUGAGUGUUUUCCAAAAAGAGUUCACAGACUUCUUUAGAAAUCUCGUUUGGGAUACAAUUCGUCGCAGAGAGAAGGAGAAUAUCAUUCGUCCCGAUAUGAUUAAUUUGCUCAUUCAGGCUCGCAGGGGACAGCUUGGUCAUGAGAAGGAAGAAGUUGAUAAAGAAGGAUACGCCGUUGUACAGGAAACUCGCGUUGGGGAAGCAAUCCACGAAAGCAAACUCGUGGAAGAUGAUUUAACAGCCCAAUGUUUGAUAUUCUUCUUUGCUGGCUUCGAUACAGCCAGCACCUGCAUGUGUUUUACUGCCCAUGAAUUAGCCGUAAAUCCUGAUGUACAAAUGAAAUUAAUUGAAGAAGUAGAUGCAAUGAAAGAACAACUUGGUGGGAAAGCUCUAACUUACGAAGCUCUCCAAAAUAUGAUCUACCUCGACAUGGUGAUAUCCGAAAGUCUGCGAUACUGGCCACCAGCCGUUGCAACUGAUCGUAAAUGUGUUAAACCAUACAGAAUUAAGGUCGAUGACAUUGAUUGCGAAGUGAAGGUUGGAGAAGGAGUUAUCUUCCCAAUUGUUAGUCUUCAUCAUGAUCCUCAGUACUUCCCUGAUCCAUCCCGAUUUGAUCCUGAACGCUUCAGCGAGGAGAAUAAGAAUAAAAUUAAGCCAUUUACGUAUCUUCCCUUUGGAGUAGGACCCAGGGCCUGUAUUGGAUCGAGAUUUGCAUUGAUGGAAACUAAGGCCAUCAUUUACUACAUUUUAACAAAGUUUACCUUUGAGAUUAGUGAGAAAACUCAAAUUCCUUUGAAAAUGGGUAAAUCGGUCUUUACGGCUAAGCCAGAGAAAGGAUUUUGGCUGAAUUUAAAACCAAGGAAUACUGAUCUUGUAACUGUUGGUGUUGAAAAAAAAAUGAUUAGUUACGCAAUAAGCUUGUUGGUUGGGUUUGUCUUCUCAAAAUGGGGUGCCGCGGUGGCUGCUCUUGUGUACGUUGCGUACAAAUGGAGUAUUUCCCCCUUUGAUACGUGGGAGAAAAGGGGUGUGAAAAGCAUUCCACCUGUGCCAUUCUUUGGAAACUUCAAAGAAGUUCUUCUGCAAACGAAGACAUUCAAUGAUGCCACAAAUGAGCAGUACAACUACUUUCCUAAUGAACAAGUUUUUGGCAUAUAUCAGCUUCGUCAGCCAUUGCUAAUGAUCCGCGACCCGGAAAUAAUUAAGCAAGUUGGCGUUAAAGAUUUUGAUCAUUUCCUCGAUCAUCGUGUUAACAUGGAUGAGGAUCAUGAACCACUAUUUGGGCGCAACUUAUUCUCCCUCAAAGGUCAACGAUGGCGCGAUAUGCGAGCAACCCUCAGCCCUGCUUUCACAGGAAGCAAAAUGCGAACAAUGUUUCAAUUGGUGUCUGAUUGCUGCAACGAUGCCCUGAAAUACCUUGAUAAGGAAGCCAACAAUGGACGACCAGUUCAAGUUGAAUUGAAAGACUUCUUCACAAGGGUUACCAAUGACGUCAUCGCAACGUGCGCCUUUGGGAUCAAAGUUGAUUCCCUCAAUGACAGGGACAAUGAAUUUUACCUCGCAGGAAAGAAGGCAACAGAUUUCUCUGGACUACGCAGCCUCACCUUCUUCCUUUUGGUGCAAUUCCCUAAAAUGAUGAAGUUUUUGAAUAUUAAACUUUUCAACGAUAAAUUUGCCAAUUUCUUCAGAAGUCUUGUAUGGGAUACAAUCAAUCAGAGGGAACGUGAGAAUAUUAUUCGCCCAGAUAUGAUAAAUCUUCUUAUUCAAGCUCGCAAAGGAAAGCUUCGCUAUGAAGAGGGUGAAGCUGAGAAAGAUGGCUAUGCCACUGUGUUGGAGACUAAAGUUGGUGAAGCAAUUCAUCAGAGCAGACUCCAGGACGAUGAUCUAACAGCUCAGUGCUUGAUCUUCUUCCUGGCUGGAUUUGAUACAGUUAGUACAUGCAUGUGCUUCACUGGACAUGAGCUAGCAGUUAACCCCGAUGUACAGAAGAAACUUCUAGCUGAAGUUGAUGCGAUAAAAGAGCAGCUCGGAGGGAAGCCCCUGACUUAUGAAGCUCUGCAGAGUAUGACUUAUCUCGACAUGGUUAUCUCUGAGAGUCUACGAUACUGGCCACCAGCCGUUGCAACUGAUCGUCAGUGCGUCAAACCCUACACAAUUAAGGCGGAUAAUGUGAAUUUUGAAAUGAAGGCUGGAGAGGGAAUUUUCAUUCCUAUCGUGAGUCUUCAUCAUGAUCCUCAGUACUUCCCGAAUCCAUCCCGCUUCGAUCCUGAACGAUUCAGUGAAGAGAGAAAGAAUGAAAUUAAACCAUUCACGUAUCUUCCUUUCGGAGUUGGACCCAGGAAUUGUAUUGGAUCGAGAUUUGCAUUGAUGGAAACUAAGGCCAUCAUUUACUACAUCUUGACCAAGUUUACCUUUGAGAUUAGCGAGAAAACUCAAAUUCCACUAAAGCUUGCUAAAUCUGGCUUUUCUCUAAAGGCAGAGAGAGGUUUUUGGGUUAAUCUUAAACCAAGAACUGCAUAAACUUUUUUUUAAAGAAAUUAUAUAACUUAAAUGGUUGUGCGGUGAUAAAUUACCGAGCCAGUAUGAAUUUUUAAAGCAAUUAUUGUUUAAUUUUAAACUGAAACGGGUAGAUUUUAUUAUAAAAAUGAAUUUUUCAAGUAUUAAAAAUAAAAUGAUUUUAAGAAUUGAA